AUUGGAUGUAAUUUUAGGGCAAUUUGCAGGAAGGUCAGAGACAUUACGACUCAGCCUUAAGGAUCCUAGAAAAUCAAGAAAAGUCCCUUCUCUUGGCAACAGCAUAUCAAAGAAUGGGAUGGAACAUACUUCUACAAGGAAAGAACAGUGAAGCUAUACGAUAUUUCGAGAAGUCUUUGGCUAUAUCUUUAAUAUCGGGUGAAAAGUUUCAACAUGUUGCCGUCCAAUCAUUAAGCAGUAUGGGUGCAUCCUUAACAUUUUUAGGUGAAUUCGAAAAAGCUGGAAAGUACCAUUUUCAAUCCCUAAAAUGGCGCCGUAAGUUUCAAGGUGAAAACCAUCCUGGUGUAGGUGCUUGCUAUAAUAAUAUUGGUGAAAUGUAUGAUUUGAAAGGUGAUUCGAAAGAAGCUCUAGAAUACUACAGAAAGGGACUGGAAAUUAAAAUGAAGUCGAACGCUCCUGUUUUAUCGACUGUUAUUUCUCUAUGUAGUAUGGCUAAAAUGCGUCUCUCCAUGCGACAUUUCAAAGAGGCUCGUUUACUGCUAGAUCAAGGGUUUAAAAAAUUAGACGAAGAAAACUUGCCGCCGAGAGAAGCGAUAGCAUGUGCCUGCGACUUGAAAGGUAUGGUACUAAAGCAAGAGGGACUUUUUCAUGACGCGGAGAAAAUGUUUCGAAAAGCGGCCGAUCUAAGGAAUGAGAUCGCCCCAAACAAUAUACCUUAUCUUGAAAGUUUAGCUCACUUAGCAGAAAUAAAUAAGAUUCAAGGAAAAUUUACAUCUAGUAUAAAACUUGUUGAAAAGAUUUUAGAAUUAAAAGAAAAUGCAAUCGUUACUAUGCCACAAACAUUGGUUAUUGUAGACACUCUGCAGUGUAUCGCAGAUAUCUACGUUACAAAGGGUGAUACGCAGCAACACAUAGAAACUCUUAAGGAAUUGCAGUCAGAACUACUUCGUUUGGAGCGUGUGUUUCUUUCCCAACAAAAUGACAGAGACUUAAACGUAGUUAGACAGAAAUUACGACAAUUAGAAGAUAAACUCAGAAAUAUGUAGGGAAGACUGAAAUACGUAUUUAUUAAGGGUGUGAAGGGUCUGUGUCUGAUCGUUUCCAUUAAGCGUCAUUUCUCUUUAUUUUUCGACUUUCAAGAUUUUUGAGAAAAUCUAUGAUCGUAUUAUUUGAGUUUAAUACUUUUUCACAUAUUCAUAUAUUAUAUCAUAACUGCGAUUCUACGGAUAAAAAAUCAAAUAGAAUAAAUGUUGUAUGUUACUGGAAAAUAUGUCAUGAAGACUGUUUGAACACUGUAGACAUGUUUAGCCAGAGUGAAAGCUUUUGUAAACAAAGCAGUAGAUAUUUAUGUACAAAGUUAAGACGAUAGAAGGUAUGAAGAAUGUCUGAAUGCUGUAUACAUGUUUAGCAAGUAUGAAAGCUUCUGUCAACAGUGUAGUUGACAGUUAUGUAAAAUCAAACUUAUUUCGAUAGAAGAUUUAUAACUCGACAUACGUCGAUAAUUUCUUAUUUCUGAACGAAACAUAUAACUUUGAGCACUCAUUCUUAGCUAGGUCAUUUCCUAUCCGAUGAUCAUGCAUGCUUCGUUUAAUGUUUUCAAAUAUUGAUAAAAACUUGUUUGCAGAGAAUAAAAUCAUUAAAAAUGAAAACUCUGCGAGGAAACAUGUUUACCUGGAAUUAAAGGGAUUGUUUAUUUUCUGCUGUUCAUGCAUUUGUAAAUUCUGUCUUUAAUGUACACAUUUAAAGUGACAUUAUGUGCAUCUUACUGCACAUAGUGUGUUUUUGGUGAAUGUUUUAUAAAAGCAAUGCUGUGCGUUUAAAUGUGUUAAAUUAUCGAUAAUGCCGCUUAUGUAUUUGAAGUUGAUGCUUUAGAAAUAAAGAAACUGGACUACGAAAAUAAUAGUUCUUUUCUUCAAUCUUCUACACAGUCAUCUCCCUUACAUAUAGGUAGAGAUUUCUGAAGUUAAAGGGAAGCAACUCCUGCAUGCAGUUUGACUUUUCUUAAAAAGACUGCCCCAGUCAAAAUAAGAAAAGUCAUAUUUGGAAACUUAUUAUUUCAUACUGGUAACAGGAAUAGUUUGGUAUAUUGGGUUAAAAGCUAUAAUUUCCUUCACCCUUUUUACACACACAUCUAUUUCAGCUGGAUUUUAACUUGAAAAAUGCACAUAAUUUUACUUUAACACAGAUUGUAAUUAAAAGCAAUGUGUUAAAACAAUAUAAGUGUCAUGCAAAUGGUUUAAAUAGCAUAUUGUAUUACUAGAAUUUUGGAAAACAAGUAUUAUGUAAGCAAUGUCAGAAAGUAAAUAGUCUACCGAAUG
This is a messenger RNA of Mercenaria mercenaria, 2318 nucleotides long. RefSeq lists its product as uncharacterized. Gene Ontology annotation, molecular function: protein binding. Lineage: Eukaryota; Metazoa; Mollusca; Bivalvia; Venerida; Veneridae. The record is from RefSeq and is a predicted model, not a curated record. The transcript is spliced from 3 exons. Bases 114 to 1046 code for a protein of 310 amino acids.